UCCGCGCGUUCUCACGUUUUGGAUUCUUGUGUCGUGAGGAUUUUCGAAGAUCUUUGAAGAUUUAUGGACUAGAAAUACGCGCUUUUAUGCGGCUCUGUUCGUGACUGUUAAUUAAUUUGCGUAUUCGUUUAUUAUUAUAAGUGUUUCAUUUUUAUUCGACAUUGUCGGACGCAUCUUCGAGGACAAGAUGAGCGGCGGCGCCAAGAUCACCAUCAGCCAGGAGGGCGAGCGCAAGGCCAUCAGCUGCAGCUACAGCCGCGACGGCCGCACCCCCGGCGUCUACUACCCCGCGGAGCCCCAGCGCCCCAAGCGGCAGCGGCAGCGCGCCCCGCAGCCCAACGGCCCCGACAGGAGCGGCGGCGGCAGCACCUCGCGCAAGGACACGUGCUCCCGCCUGGUCGAGCGCGUGACUUCGGCCCUUGCAGGCGCCCUCGCCCGCGUCGGCCGCUACCUCGCCGCCCUCGCGCCCUCGUCCGCCUCCUCUGCCCAGGGCGCCUCGUCGUCCCACAAUAACAACACCCUCGACGCCUCCUCCAGGUCAGCCACCACGAAGAACAACACCAAAUCCUCCGGCAAGAUGUCCGGCGCCAAGAAGAACCCGCCGGCGCCCGCCCUCCACAAGGUGAUCAUGGUGGGCGCGGGCGGCGUCGGCAAGUCCGCCCUCACGCUGCAGUUCAUGUACGACGAGUUCGUGGAGGACUACGAGCCCACCAAAGCCGACAGUUACCGCAAGAAGGUCGUGCUCGACGGCGAGGAAGUGCAGAUCGACAUCCUCGACACGGCGGGCCAAGAGGACUACGCAGCCAUCAGGGAUAACUACUUCAGGUCCGGCGAAGGCUUCCUGUGCGUGUUCUCCAUUACAGAGGACGAUUCCUUCCAAGCGACGGAGCUCUUCAGGGAGCAGAUCCUGCGCGUGAAGAAUGACGACCACAUCCCGUUCCUCCUGGUGGGCAACAAGGCUGACCUGAACGAGCGCCGGAAAGUGAGAGAGGAGGAUGCCAAGAACCGUGCCAGCCAGUGGGGGGUGCCAUACGUUGAAACCUCAGCCAAGACGCGAGCCAAUGUUGAUAAGGUAUUCUUUGAUUUGAUGCGAGAGAUUCGUGCUUGCAAAUUGGAAGACAAUAAGAACACCAAUGGAAAAGGCAAAGAUCCCGGCAAGAGGAAAAAACACAAGUGCUGCAUUCUUUAGGCGUUCUACGACUUGACUCGCAUGAUAUCGGCCAGCAAGCAGCAGGCUGACAGCCCAGAUGAGACAGAAAACAAACCUACCAAGUGCUGCUGCAUUUCAUAGUCCCCCAUGACUACACUAGCCAAUGCCUGUGAAUGAAACCUAAAUGGAGAUUUUUUUUUUCUUUAUCAUUCAUAGAUGUAGGAGGCGUUCAUUUUGUUUUGUAGGUGAUGACAAUAGCCCCCGGUGUAUGUAUGAAGGUUAUUAUACAAUGUGUAGGUGAGAGAAGAGAUGACUUUUUUAAUGUGCUAUUGAAACAAAACCCUUUGUUACUCUCAAAUGACAUAGGGUCUUCUCUCCACUCUGUGUCAAUCACUUGUAUUAUUUGUUUACAAUGUUUAAGAUGCCUCCUGUCUUGUCUUAAGGUUUCUUGUAUUCUAGAGGGGCUCCAAGAUGAUCCUCUGGGUUGUUUUGCUUGAAAAUAAAUUUGUAAUGUAAGUUUUGCAGAUAGUGCAUCUGUCUGAUCCAUACUCAUUAGGUCAUGUGCCAUGGCCUUUCAUUUUUCUUUAUUUUUGUUUUAUCUGACCUUUUUUUCUUUUUCUUCCUUCCUUAAUUACUCUUUCUAGAAAUUUAAGUGCUUAUUAUUGAUAUAAGGGUAUAAAGCUGAAGCCCGCUGAUCAGAUCCCAGUGAGUGCUCAUUGCAGUGAUCUACAGAAAAUAUGUAUUUAUGUGACGUCGCCAAAAGACAAAUGUUGAAAGCUGUGAGAGGCGACUUUGUUACUGUCAUCAUCCUUGUAUGUUUUGCUGAAUGUUAAAAGGUGAUUGUUAGGCAUCAUAGAUAUUUAUGAUGUGCUCCUUGUGAGUGAAUAAACAUUCAGUGUACCUUUUUUUCUUUUAUGUUAACCAUUCCUAAAUAACGAAGAUUUUUCUCAGAGAAGUAAGUAGGUAAAUUGAUAAUUAAAUGGCAUAAGGUUAAAUUGAUUUCUUAGAAGAUUUAGAGGGAACAUAGAAGUUUAUUUAAGAGGCUUGCUCUUCCUGCCUUACAAGUUUCAUAUUUAAAAACUGAGUAUUGGUUGUCAUACUAUAGAUUAAUUAAGAGUAAAUGAAAAGAAAAUCUAAUUAAUGAUCUAUAUACAAGGUGGGGUUAGAUCAGCCAUUCCAUUGUACUCAGAUCCUAACCCACACCUUCUAUACCAUUGCUUAGGUGAAUGCAAAGUAAAAAUAUGCUUGCAGAUGUAACAAGAUGUCAAUAUAUUUUUUUUCUUCAUUGUAGAAGUCACCUCACGGUGCUCUUUUUGGAAAGAGGUAACUUGACGGUUUUCUAACUCCCUUCUCCCUCCCCCCUCCUCGGCAUUUCAACCACAUGACUUGUCAGCUGGAAGUUGAAGGUGGCAAGAUAAAGGAAAAUAUGAAAGUAAAAGGAAAAGCUUGUUUACUUUUUUUUUUCCUGAUAGAUCUACCUCUGCAUUUUAAAGUCACACAGGCCAGGUGUGUGUGUGCCAGACCAUGAAAUCCAAAAGCCAAGCAAAAAAAAGUUAAUUCCUCUAAAGAUUGCUGUUCAUACUCCACUGCUUUCAUACUUCUUGGGCAUCUUACGUAUAAUCUUGAUAAUUACCAAAGCGGCUGAUGUUUUUCUUAAAUUUCUAUAAGUUAUGUUUUUCGGCUAUGAAAGUUUAGAUAGACUGCCAAGAACAAGUGAUAUUGGAAGGUAUUGUUCAUGCAUGAAAGGUCUUCAUAGUUUGGACUGUGUGGCAAUGCAGAGUGUAGAUGAGAAGUGAAUUGAUCUGGAAAGCAAAUAUGCCUUUAGCAAAUGUAAACAGCUUUCCUUGUGCCUUCAAUUUGGUCUCUUUUAUAAGUUUAGAAGUAAAGAUUUUUUUACUUAUUUAAUUUGAUUUUUUUUUAUAGUUCCGGAUCAGUUUUUAUUUUUAUGGAAGAUUAGACUGGAACAUUGUACAAAUUCACUCUCGCAAAACUGUAAUGAAAUGAAUUUAAAAGUAGACCAUCUUGUAUAAUCACAACAUUUUUAUUUAAAAGUAGAUUAACAACAGAAAAAAAACAUUUCUCCAAAAAUAAUUGAAUAUCAGGUUUUUUGUUGAUUUAACAGCCCUGCAGCAUUCCCUUACAAAUAUAUAUGUAUGUAUAUGUGUUUAUAUAUGUAUAUACAUAUAUGUAUAAAUGUUUUCUUCAGUAAUAUUUUAGCAGGUAUAGACUUCAUUCUUGCCUUGAUUGUAAUAAAGAAAAAUUGACUUAACAGAGGAUAUUAAGAAACGAUUUGAAAUUAAAUUAACAAUCAACUGUCUUAUGCACUGUCAAGUCACAAUAUUGAUGAGUUAAGGGCACAUGAUUAUAUAUAUAUACACACAUGUACUGUUAAUGUAUAUAUGUAUGCAUGUAUGAACAUAUGUGUAUGUGUAUAUGUAUGUGUAUGUAUAUGCAUGCAUAUGUAUGUAUAUAUGGCUAUAUUUAUGGAAAUUACCACAAAACUACCAGCUACAUUGAAUGCACAAAUUUCAGCUGCCAUAAUGAAGGUUUAUACCACAUUUGCAGCUUAUUUAAGUUUUACAUAGUAGUUUUAAAUUAUUACUUUCCAAGUCCCUCAAGUUUUGGAUGGGAUCAUACACCAAUGCAAAACUGGACAUGGUUUCAAAGGGGAGAAAAUGCUCAAAAGGUGAAUGGGAUGGAAUCUAGUCACGGAUUUCAAGCAACGGCGAGCGUUCAAAUUUUCAAACAGGAACUAGGUGAAAAGGAAAAACCAAAAGUAUUGUUCACCUUGUGCAAAAAAAUGACAAUUUGUAAGAGCAUUCCUGGCAAUGGUGAGCUUAUUGUGAAGGUUUAAGCUUUUUAUUUAUCCAUUUUAAUCACAGUUUGUACAUUGAUUAUGUAAUAUAUGUCUGAAAUAAAA
Molecule: messenger RNA, 4070 nt
Organism: Penaeus vannamei (Pacific white shrimp)
Lineage: Eukaryota; Metazoa; Arthropoda; Malacostraca; Decapoda; Penaeidae
Source: RefSeq, a predicted model, not a curated record